AGAGGGCGCCCAGUUUGCCAGGUGCUGCCGCCGCGUCGAGUUCGGCGCUAUAGCUAACUAAAUAACGCAGUGUUGUACUGUACAUUUAGAACGUUCACAAUGGCUGCCGCGAAAGACACGUCUACUUUCUUUCUGGAGGCAGAUGCAAAACAAUUUGACACUAUUUUGAAGUUAUACCCACAAGCGAUUAAACUAAAAGCUGAACAGAAAACAAAGAAACCAGAGGAGCUCAUUAAAUUAGACAACUGGUACCAGAAUGAAUUACCAAAGAAGAUCAAGUCGAGGGGCAAGGAUGCGCACAUGAUACAUGAAGAGCUGGUGCAGCUCAUGAAAUGGAAACAAGCGAGAGGGAGGUUUUAUCCACAACUAUCAUAUCUGAUAAAAGUGAACACACCACGAGCUGUGAUGGCCGAGACAAAGAAAGCAUUCCGUAAACUGCCCAACAUCGAAUCAGCUAUGACGGCACUCAGCAACUUAAAAGGAGUAGGCACGGCCACAGCAUCAGCACUACUAGCAGCGGCAAGCCCAGAAAUAGCACCUUUCAUGGCUGAUGAAUGCCUACAAGCUAUCCCUGAGAUGGAGGGGAGCGACUACACUGCCAAGGAAUACCUCAAUUUUGUUACACAUAUACAGAGCGUCUGUGAUAGGUUAAAUAAGGAGACAAACGGCUGUGGUACAAAAUGGUCCCCACACAUGGUUGAGUUGGCGAUAUGGACUCACAACAUCGUGUCAGACCUACGGCCAGAACUACUUGGAAAGUCCCCUAGCUCGACGCCUGCACCUACAAAUGGAGGCUCACCACUGCCCAGCGACGAAAGUAAUCUUGAACCACCCACCAAUGGCAAUGGCAAGCUAGCAGCCGACUCGGAGCACCUGGACACGCCGACGUCGUGCACGGAGGACUCGCUGGACGCCAAGCCCGCCACGCCCGCCUCGCCCAGCGACAACUCCGACUCGGCCUUCAGCACGCCGAGCGCCAAACGGCAACUAGAGGAGGCGAGUUCGGCGGAGGAGAACUCUCUCGGAGACUCGCUAGACGCGCCGCCCGUGGCCAAGAAGCUGCGAGAAGCCACCCACUGACACGCGCAUCCCACCAAACCCCCGUGCGCCUAUAAAUAACUUUCUAGACUAAGCUAUUGUACCUAGGUAAUUUAUUUUGAAUUCCGUUUAAUUUUAACUUAGCCCUAAGUUUAAGAUUACCGGUCGGUUUUGUAAGUUUUAUAGGGUAUUGAUAUUUUGGAUGCGUAUCGACGGACUAUGCCGGGCGCACUCAGUGUACUGCGACGCGAGUGUACGGCGGCUCGACUCAAGCCUAGUGUUAGGUUUUGUUUUGUAAUAAUUUUAAUGUUUGAACGUUCGCAUCCCGCGUGACAUUCCAAUAAUUGUAACAAGUACGUUUAGGCGGCCGCAGCCGCUACCGGACCAGAUGCCUUGACGACAACUCACCAUUGCCUUAUGACACAGUCUGCCCGCAGAGUUUAUAUGCAACAAGAUAAUACAAAGGACGUGUUACCCGGGCGCCGGGUGUUACACGGGCCCACAAUGUAGUUUUUAUUGAACAAAUAUAAAAUAUUAAUUUUAUAA
Messenger RNA from Cydia pomonella (codling moth), 1584 nucleotides. RefSeq lists its product as uncharacterized. The record is from RefSeq and is a predicted model, not a curated record. NCBI's taxonomy places the organism in Eukaryota, Metazoa, Arthropoda, Insecta, Lepidoptera, Tortricidae. The transcript has 6 exons. Bases 100 to 1080 code for a protein of 326 amino acids.